AUGUUUCCCUCUUCCGAUACAGGAUCUCCUCCACAGUCGAGAAUGACCUCGAGACAUUCGUCGGUGGUCUCGACUACAUCGAGCAGAUCGAGCGUCAGGAAACCCUCUCUGAAGGCUAAGCCUUCAGCGCUACAAGGCAAUCUUCUAAAUCACUCUGAUGACUUCCUCAACGAGAAUCUCCUUGAGGACGACGAGGAAAUUUCUAUGUCGGAGUCGCCCCGAAUAUCCCAUCGAACUCCGACCUACGAUGCUGGGAAUAAUCGGCUGGUGAUUGCUAUAGACUAUGGGACCACGUUCACGGGUGUUGCAUAUGCCUUGCCAAGAUCAGAUUAUGCCAGUCUCGACGAGGUUUUGGUGGUAGAUAACUGGGGCCCACAGAUGAACAUUACUAGCAAGAUUCCGAGUAUCUACUCUUACUCCCCAGCAACUUCUCCUCUCGAUCAGCAGUGGGGUGCUAGCAUCAGUGACGAUUCUGUGACCAUGGUGAACACCAAAAUGGAAUUGGAUGUGCAGGAGAAAAGGAUAGACGAACUUGAGUUGAUCUUGCAGGUUUUGGAAGGAACCUCCAACCUGGACUUCGAGCACGUCAAGAAAUCCCAAGGAUACCCCGAGUAUACCUGGAAAGAUCCGGAAGAAAUUGUGACGGACUAUCUCACGAAAGUGUUUCAAUAUCUCGACGAUUCUUUCGAAUUCAUCGGUGAACACCUCAAGUCAAAGAUAGCGGUCGAUAUCGUCGUUACAGUGCCAGUGAGGUGGUCGUACAGAGCCAGAAACUCCACAAUCAGGGCGAUCAAAGAAGCUGGAUUCAAUGAAUUAACCUACCCCAACCUAGAGAACAUUAUCAUGGUCACUGAACCUGUAGCUGCCGCGAUUUAUACUGCUCGUCAUCUCAAGGAGGACAAAAAGGUCGAGUUUCUUAAGGAAGGAGAGUGUUUCGUACUGUGCGAUGCAGGCGGAGGCACCGUUGACUGUGUUUCUUACAAGGUUACCCAGCUAGAGCCUACCUUAGAGUUGGAAGAAGUCACCACUCCAACAAGCGACAAAUGUGGGUCUUCAUAUAUAGACGCAAAAUUCAAGCGAUGGCUCCGAACUAAGAUUGGGGAACGAAAUUAUGCGAAGUUGGAUCCUCGAAGUGCAGGGUCUCAGAUCGGUGCUCACACUAUGGAGGAAAAGCCAAUGAGGCAGCUCAUCAAAAGAUUUGACGAGAGGAAGAGAGCCUUCUCCAAUAAGCCCUACGAAGUACAUCUGGACCUCCCGCUUCCCCUGCACACCUUGAACAUCCCUGGCAGGGUCACUCAAGGAGACCUAAGAAUCACCCACGAUGAGAUGAAAACGAUAUUUGAAACAUGUGUUGAUGGUGUCAUCGAGCUGAUCAAAGGUCAGAUUCAGCAGGUAGAGAGAAAGAAGUAUCGAGUUAAGAAUGUAUUCCUAGUUGGUGGUUUUGGUGAAUCCCAAUAUCUACAGGAAGAACUCAGAGAGUCUCUGAAAUUAAGGAAGAUUGUCAUGAGACGGCCCGAGAAAAAUAAGUCAUGGACUGCCGUUGUUCAAGGUGCUGUUCUUUAUGGCAUUGAGAAAGCCCACCACAAGGACGUAACGACCGUGGCAACUUGUACUAAGAGCUAUGGGGUCAAUCUCAACGAGAUGGACUCGAUUUCCAAGUACAGUCGGGAGGAUGUAUACGUCGAUCCAGUGACGAACAAUAGCAUGGCAAGAACGCAGUUGACGUGGCUCAUUCGCAAGGGGGACCUUAUCCUUUCGGACGAGAAGAGAGAAGCAGAGAAGGAAUUCAUGCAUACUUUCUCAGACCCCGAUGAUCGAAAGUUCAAACUCCCUGUAUAUGAAUAUUCCGACGAUGAUCUACCGGAUCGUUAUGAGACGGGACAGAAUGAACUGGGUCGCUCGGCUGUACUAAGUUGCGACCUGUCAACUUUUUCGCUCAACGAAUUCGUGCUGUUUCGAAAUCCAACCACGAAGCGACCUUACUAUGUGGCAUAUCUCGUUUGCAGAUUUAUAAUGUGUGAAACGGAUUUAGAGGUUGAGAUCCGCUGGAAGGAGAGAGUGGUGUGUAGCGAAAAGAUCAAGAUGGAGAGUCUUAGAUUUGGGUUGUAG
Mollisia scopiformis is the source of this 2109-nucleotide messenger RNA. RefSeq names its product actin-like ATPase domain-containing protein. Gene Ontology annotation, molecular function: ATP binding; ATP-dependent protein folding chaperone. Lineage: Eukaryota; Fungi; Ascomycota; Leotiomycetes; Helotiales; Mollisiaceae. The record is from RefSeq and is a predicted model, not a curated record. The transcript is spliced from 11 exons. The coding region runs from base 1 to 2109 and encodes 702 amino acids.